CCCAGGAAAGAACAGGGCCCAGGUGUCCCCAACGCCGGGUCCCUACCCCCUAAAGGUGUCCGUGCGCUGCGGCUCACUGCCCCGCGUCUCCCGGCAGGUGUCCUUCCGCCGCAGGUGUCCUCCUGCCGCAGCUGUCCCGGCUCCCGGCCAUGGUGGACGUGCUGGGCGGGCGGCGCCUGGUGACCUACGACGGCACGUGGGUGGAGGCCGAGGCGGCGCUGCAGAACAAGGUGGUGGCGCUGUACUUCGCCGCGGGCCGGUGCGCGCCCAGCCGCGAUUUCACGCCGCUGCUCUGCGACUUCUACGCGGAGCUAGUGGACCAGGCGCGGCCGUCCGCCCCCUUCGAGGUGGUCUUCGUGUCCGCCGACGGCAGCGCGCAGGAGAUGCUGGACUUCAUGCGGGAGCUGCACGGCGCCUGGCUGGCGCUGCCCUUCCACGACCCCUACCGGCAUGAGCUGAGGACCAGGUACCACAUCAUGGCCAUCCCCAGGCUUGUGAUCGUGAAACCGAGCGGGGACGUCAUCACUGACAAAGGGCGGAAGCAGAUCCGGGAGCGGGGGCUGGCCUGCUUCCAGAGCUGGGUGGAGGCAGCUGACAUCUUCCAGAAUUUCUCCGGUUGAGCUGGGGGGAGAUCUCCGGGGACCUGGACAGGUGUGUGUCACUCGUGUUGCUGCAGCGUGAACAUGACAGAGAAGAGGAGCAUCCUGUUUCCUUUCUCGAUGCUGGUGGUUUCUUUCAGAGCAGAAACACUCAGCUGUGAUGGCAAGAAACUAUUGCUCAGGGAAUGCCCUCCCUGUAGCCUUGUUUGUAGUUAUUUUUAUUAUUCUUAGCAUAGCU
Eubalaena glacialis (North Atlantic right whale) is the source of this 837-nucleotide messenger RNA. RefSeq names its product nucleoredoxin like 2 (gene NXNL2). Bases 150 to 620 code for a protein of 156 amino acids. The record is from RefSeq and is a predicted model, not a curated record. NCBI's taxonomy places the organism in Eukaryota, Metazoa, Chordata, Mammalia, Artiodactyla, Balaenidae. The transcript is spliced from 3 exons. Gene Ontology annotation, biological process: sensory perception; photoreceptor cell maintenance.